Molecule: messenger RNA, 3188 nt
Organism: Heterocephalus glaber (naked mole-rat)
Lineage: Eukaryota; Metazoa; Chordata; Mammalia; Rodentia; Bathyergidae
Gene: Man2b1
Product: mannosidase alpha class 2B member 1
Biological process (GO): mannose metabolic process
Cellular component (GO): lysosome
Molecular function (GO): alpha-mannosidase activity; carbohydrate binding
Source: RefSeq, a predicted model, not a curated record
GCCCCGCCUUAGCAGUACCCAGGAACUCUCUGGAGGCAGCGGUGGUAGCUGAGCCAUGGGCGUCUACGCGCCACUUUUAGGGGUCGGCCCUGGCCCCCUCUGGGGCUCCAUGGGGCGCCGGAUGAGCUCCUGCGCCCUGAGCCCACCGCUCUCGUCCGUCUCUUUUCUCUUUUUGUUGUUGCUGGCGACGCCUGGCGCUCGGGCCGCUGGAUACGAGACAUGUCCUGUAGUACAGCCAGACAUGCUGAACGUGCACCUGGUGGCCCACACACAUGAUGAUGUUGGCUGGCUCAAGACAGUGGACCAGUACUAUUAUGGGAUUGAGAAUGAUGUCCAACAUGCAGGCGUGCAGUACAUCCUAGACUCUGUCAUCUCAGCCUUGUUGGCAGAGCCCACCCGCCGCUUCAUCUAUGUGGAGAUGGCUUUCUUCUCCCGUUGGUGGCAUGAGCAGACGAAUGCAACACAGGAAAUUGUUCGGAACCUGGUGCACCAGGGGCGCCUGGAGUUUGCCAAUGGUGGCUGGGUGAUGAAUGAUGAGGCAGCUACCCACUAUGGUGCCAUUGUGGAUCAGAUGACACUUGGGCUUCGCUUUCUGGAGGACACAUUUGGCAAUGAUGGGCGCCCCCGUGUGGCCUGGCACAUCGACCCCUUUGGCCACUCCAGGGAACAGGCCUCGCUGUUUGCCCAGAUGGGCUUUGACGGCUUCUUCUUUGGGCGCCUCGAUUAUCAAGAUAAACUGGUGCGGAAGGAGAGACGAGAGAUGGAGCAGGUGUGGAGGGCUAGCGCCAGCCUGAGGGCCCCCACUGCCGACCUAUUCACUGGUGUGCUCCCCAACAAUUAUAACCCGCCAGAGGGGCUCUGCUGGGAUGUACUGUGCGCUGACCAGCCUGUGGUAGACGACCCCCGCAGUCCUGAGUACAACGCCAAGGAGCUGGUCAGCUACUUUCUGAAGCUGGCCACUGCCCAGGGCCAGUCCUACCGCACCAACCACACAGUGAUGACUAUGGGUUCGGACUUCCAAUAUGAGAACGCCAACAUGUGGUUCAAGAACCUCGACAAGCUCAUCCAGCUGGUCAACAUGCAGCAGGCAAACGGGAGCCGUGUCCAUGUGCUCUACUCCACCCCUGCCUGUUACCUUUGGGAGCUGAACAAAGCCAACCUCACCUGGUCUGUGAAGGAGGACGACUUUUUCCCUUACGCAGACGGCCCCCACAUGUUCUGGACCGGCUAUUUUUCUAGCAGGCCUGCCCUCAAGCGCUACGAACGCCUCAGCUACAACUUCCUGCAGGUGUGCAAUCAGCUGGAGGCGCUGGUGGGCCCAGCGGCCAACGUGGGACCCUAUGGCUACGGAGACAGCGCGCCCCUCAAUGAGGCGAUGGCGGUGUUGCAGCACCAUGAUGCGGUCAGUGGCACCUCGCGGCAGCACGUGGCCAACGACUACGCGCGUCAGCUGGCAGCUGGCUGGGGGCCUUGUGAGGUUCUUCUGAGCAACGCGCUGGCCAAACUCAGCGGCUCUAAGGAGUCCUUCUCGUUCUGCCGCUACCUCAACAUCAGCAUCUGCCCCCUUAGCCAGACAUCUGCACACUUCCAAGUCACCGUUUAUAACCCUCUGGGGCGGAAGGUGGAUUGGAUGGUGAGGCUGCCGGUCAGUGAAGGCCUUUUCCUCGUAAAGGACCCCAGCAAUAAGACUGUGCCAAGCAAGGUGGUAGAACUUCCCAGCUCUGACAACCCAGAACUCCUGUUUCCAGCAUCGGUGCCUGCUCUGGGCUUCAGCAUCUACUCUAUAACCCGGAUGCCUGUCCGGAGGCCCCAAGCCAGACUUCUGCAGCCCAGGCCCCAGAAGUUUGGGUCCCCUGUUUUGUCCAUCAAAAAUGAGUACCUUCGAGCUACGUUCCACCCUGACACAGGGUUCUUGAGGACGAUCGAGGUCCUAGACCAGAAACUAGUGCUACCUGUGAGCCAGGCCUUCUUCUGGUACAAUGCCAGCAUGGGCGACAAGCAGAGCGAUCAGGCAUCCGGUGCCUACAUCUUCAGACCCAGUCGUGCAAAGCCAUUUCCCGUGAGCCACUGGGCUCAGACACACCUGGUGAAGACAGCCCUGGUGCAGGAGGUCCAUCAGAAGUUUUCAGCCUGGUGCUCCCAGGUGGUUCGCCUGUACCCUGGUCAGCGUCACUUGGAGCUCGAGUGGACAGUGGGGCCAAUACCUGUGGGGGACAAGUGGGGGAAGGAGGUCAUCAGCCGCUUUGACACACCCCUGAAGACCCUGGGAUCCUUCUACACGGACAGCAACGGCCGGGAGGUCCUGAAGAGGAGGCGGGAUUAUCGACCCUCUUGGAAGCUGAACCAGACUGAACCAGUGGCAGGAAACUACUAUCCUGUCAACAGCCGCAUCUACAUCACAGAUGGGAAGAUGCAGCUGACAGUGCUGACUGACCGCUCCCAGGGGGGGAGCAGUUUGAGGGACGGCUCCCUGGAGCUCAUGGUGCACCGACGGCUGCUGAAAGACGACGCCCGCGGAGUGGGGGAGCCGCUGCUGGAAUCUAGGUCCGGGGUGUGGGUGCGUGGGCGUCACCUCGUGCUUUUGGAUAAGGCCCGCGACGCAGCCGCCGGACACCGGCUGCUGGCGGAGAAGGAGCUGCUGGCCCCGCAGGUGGUGCUGGCCCCGGGGGGCGGCGCCUCUUACCACCAUGGGGUGGCCCCGCGCACGCAGUUCUCUGGCCUGAGCAGAGAGCUGCUGCCUUCUGUGCGCCUGCUCACCCUGGCCCGCUGGGGCCCAGAGAUGCUGCUGUUGCGUUUGGAACACCAGUUUGCCCUGAGGGAAGAUUCAAGCCGUAACCUGAGCUCCCCUGUGACCGUGGACCUGCGGGGCCUGUUCUCGACUUUCACCAUCACCCGCCUGCAGGAGACCACUCUGGCGGCCACCCAGCUCCGGGCCAGCGCCUCCAGGCUCAAGUGGACACCAAAGACUGGUCCCGUCUCCCACCCCACUGUGCCCCGGCUGGACCCUGCUUCCAUCACACUGCAGCCCAUGGAAAUCCGCACCUUUGUGGCCUCAGUCCAGUGGAAAGAGGACAGCUAGACCUGUGCGAGGCCCCUUGCUCUGGAUGUGGGGCCGAUUCCAUAUCUUCCUCUUGCAGCUGCUGCCAUUCACAAAAGCCAUUAAAAUUCUGCUCGUGAGAUUCAAGACA